CUCUCUCCGCUCCUCGGGAAUUUUUGUAGCUGAACUCGGACGGGAAGACCAGCAAGAAGAUGAAGAAAAGGCCUUUCUCAGUCGUCUGUGAUGCUCAUCUCCGCCACAAAUCAGGGGCAGGAGGUACUCUUUCAUUUCUUUCUCCAAGAAACUCCACCCUUAUUCAAAACCCACAGUCAGCUUCUAGUUCUGCUGCUUCUCAUGCCUAUAGUACUGGUAGUACAGUUAGUAAUCAUCACCCUAAAUCUGACAGUAGUGUUCGUUCCGGGUCUUGGGGAUUGAGGAGUAAUAUCGAUAGUAUCAGCAAUCUUGAUGAAGCUCUGGGCUUUUACAAGCACAUGGCUCGGAUGAGACCUCUGCCUAGUGUUGUUCAUUUCACUCAAUUGCUGGGUCGUAUUGUUAAGAUGAAGCAAUAUUUGGUGGUUCUUUCUCUUUACAGAGAUAUGGCUGAGUUAGGAUGCAUUCCGCUUAAUGAAUACACACUUAAUAUUGUGAUUAACUGUUAUUGCUUCUUGGGUAAAGUGAAUUUUGGGUUUUCUAUAUUUGGUGGCUUCUUCAAGCGAGGUAUUUUGCCCGAUACGGCCACCUUUAAUACUCUGCUUAAAGGACUCUUUUGGGAACACAAAAUUCAUGAGGCACAAGCAUUGUUCAAGAAAAUAAUAUAUGAAAAGCUAUGCAUACCUAAUGAAAUUACGUAUGGGACUGUGAUAGAUGGGCUUUCUAAGGCUGGGAACACUAGCAUGGCCAUUCAAGUCCUUAGAGUCAUGGAAAAAGGAGGAAGGUGCAGGCCUCAUGCUGCUGCUUACAGCACUAUUAUCGACGGGUUGUGCAAGGAUAAAAUGAUGGAUCAAGCUCUCUCCCUUCUACACGAGAUGAUUGAGAAAGGAAUUGCCCCCAAUGUCAUCACUUACACUUGUUUGGUCCAGGGUCUGUGCAAUUUAAGUAAAUGGAAGGACGUUGAAAAGCUCUUUACUGAGAUGAAGGCUUAUAAUAUUGUUCCAAGUGUUGUUACUUUUAAUAUUCUUAUUGAUGCACUAUGUAAGGAAGGACAGUUAGCAGAUGCAGAGCAGGUUUUAACUGCCAUGAUUCUGCAAAAUCAGAAUCCUACUGCAGUCACUUAUAAUGCAUUGAUGGAUGGGUACUGUUUACAGGGGCGAAUGGGUGAGGCAAGGAGAGUUUUUGAUAAAAUGGCUGCUAGCGGCCUUAGUCCUGAUGUUCAAAGCCAUAAUAUAUUGAUCCAUGGCUAUAUGAAGAAAAUGAAAGUGGAAGCAGCCAUGAAUCUCUUCCAAGAGAUCCGACAUAAAGGGUUAACACCUGAUGUUGUUACCUAUACCACUGUCCUGCAGGGUUUAUUUAGUGUCGGGAGGUAUCUUACAGCAAUAGAAGCUUUCGACGAGAUGCGAGCUGCUGGCUUAAAACCUAAUUUUCACACUUACUGCGUGUUGUUAAAUGGUUUAUGCAAGAAUUCACAUGCUGAGGAAGCACUUCAAUUUUUGCGCAAGAUGGAAGUUGAUGGAGUAGAUUGUCAGAUAUCAAUGUACAACAUCGUCCUUGAUGGAUUAUGCAAAUGUGGGAAGCUUGACAGCGCCCGGCAUCUUUUCUAUAGUCUCUCUUCUAAAGGAUUGGAUCCUAAUGUUACAACAUAUAACACGAUGAUAAAUAUCCUCUUUUCAGAAGGAUUACUACAGGAAGCCAAAGUGUUUAUUAAGAAAAUGGAAGAAAAUGGUUGCAUUCUAGAUCUAAUUACAUUUAAUAUUAUUGCUCAUGGACUUCUAAAGGCUGGUGAAUUUAAUGAUGCAGUGGUUUAUUUUGAUGAAAUGGAUAGGAGAGGAUUCUCACUUCAUUUGUCUACUUUUUCGUUUUUACUAGAUUCAUACAGAGAUAGUGGAAACGAUCCCUCUAUUUUUAAGAUAAUUGAGAAGUUUGCUCCAAAAAUGUGUAAAGUCUAAAUAUUGUGGAGAGGGGGGCCUUAUCCUUAGUUGGCUCCAUUUGGGAUCUCUUGAUAUUCCGCUGCUUUUUUGACUCGUAAUGCGUAAUCAUCCAAAGGUACAUGAUGUAGAUUUGCUGCUGAUUGUAUUGUCAGUAUCUGUCCUUUUGGUUUUCAAAAAGUUUAUCAACAGUCCUUGGAGGAGCACUCUUUGAGCACAUUCUAGAGAUUUGAAGAUUUAAUACCUGCAGAGUGAUAGGGACGGUGUGUUGAAGCUCUCUUAUUACUAUCAGAUGAAAAGAGUGGCUGCCUGCCUUUUUUAAAUGCUAGUCAUGGCAUCAUGGGAGGAAUUAUUGCUAAUGCAAAGAUUGGAGUUGAACUCAAAUGUCAAAGGAUAAUUACUUGAUGCUGUCACCGAUUAUUAUAGUUUCUGUACAUGAUUAUUGUAGUUUCUGUACAUGCAUACGGAUUUAUAUA
Coffea eugenioides is the source of this 2404-nucleotide messenger RNA. Its product is annotated as putative pentatricopeptide repeat-containing protein At1g12700, mitochondrial. The coding region runs from base 60 to 1949 and encodes 629 amino acids. The transcript is spliced from 2 exons. Gene Ontology annotation, molecular function: protein binding. Lineage: Eukaryota; Viridiplantae; Streptophyta; Magnoliopsida; Gentianales; Rubiaceae. The record is from RefSeq and is a predicted model, not a curated record.